Messenger RNA from Miscanthus lutarioriparius, 1875 nucleotides. Lineage: Eukaryota; Viridiplantae; Streptophyta; Magnoliopsida; Poales; Poaceae. The record is from the annotation of a GenBank genome assembly.
AUGGCUGAAGGCCCUGAAUCCUGCAGGUGUGGUCCUUUUCUUUCUUGUGAGGAAAUGGAAAAAGAUGCAGCUCUAGGAAAUGGUGGCUUGGGUAGGCUUGCAUCUUGCUUUUUGGAUUCAAUGGCAACAUUGAAUUUGCCUGCUUGGGGCUAUGGCCUGCGUUACCGAUAUGGACUGUUCAAACAACACAUUGCCAAGGAGGGCCAGGAAGAAAUUGCAGAAGAUUGGCUUGAUAAAUUCAGCCCCCGGGAGAUUCCCAGGCAUGAUGUGGUGUUCCCUGUCAGAUUUUUCGGCCAUGUUGAGAUUUUGCCUGAUGGCUUGUGGUUCUAUCUAGAAAAGAGACUUACGUCUUUGAGUAUCACAUUGCAGAUAUGUGCCGUUCUUUAUCCCGGUGAUGCUACAGAAGAAGGAAAGCUUCUAAGGCUGAAGCAGCAGUUUUUCCUUUGCAGUGCAUCACUUCAGGUUCUCUGGCCGCGGCUGGUGGCCAACAAGCUCUUCCGGAAGACCUCGGGCAGCCACGCCUUCGUCGCCGACUUCCCCGCCGCCGAUGACGACGACGACGACGUCGUCUUUGGGACGGAGUUCGACGACGGCGGGUGCAGCCCCGACGUGGACGCCAGCCGCUGCGUGAAGCGGGCGCGGCCGCAGGAGCGCAACAACAAGACCCUCAAGUACAAGCUGUUCGCGAGCACGUGGAACGUCGGCGGCGUGGCGCCGCCGGACGAUCUGGACCUGUCGGACUGGCUGGACGGUGGCGACGACGGGCCCUACGACAUGUACGUGCUCGGGUUCCAGGAGGUGGUGCCGCUGCGCGCGCGCAACGUGCUGGGCGCCGACAAGAAGCGCGUCGGGAUGCGGUGGAUCGAACUCAUCCGCGCCGCGCUCAACCGGUCGCACUCGCGGCAGAGGGGAGGGAGCAGCAGCGGAUCAGGCGACGGCGGCGGCAAGCAGCAGCAGAAGGUGUACCCGGUGCGGGACGGCGGGCGCGGCGAGCUGGCCAGGGACUACCGGUGCGUGGUGAGCAAGCAGAUGGUGGGCAUCCUGCUCACGGUGUGGGUGCGCUCCGACCUCCGCCGCUUCGUCCGCCGCCCCAGCGUCUCCUGCGUCGGAUGCGGCGUCAUGGGCUGCCUCGGCAACAAGGGUGCCGUGUCCGUCCGGUUCUGGCUGCACGACACGAGCUUCUGCUUCGUGUGCUGCCACCUCGCGUCGGGCGGGCGCGAGGGCGACGAGGCGCACCGCAACGCCGACGCCACGGAGAUCCUCUCCCGGACGACCUUCCCGCGGGGGCACGCGCUCAACUUGCCGCUGCCGCACAAGAUUCUAGACCACGACCGGGUGAUCCUGCUCGGGGACCUCAACUACAGGAUCUCCCUGCCGGAGGCCAAGACGAGGCUGCUGGUGGAGCGCCAGGACUGGAAGACGCUGCUGGAGAACGACCAGCUGCGCGCCGAGGUGUGCCGCGGCGCAGGCGCGUUCCAGGGCUGGAGCGAGGGCGCCAUCACCUUCUCCCCGACCUACAAGUACUACCCCAACUCCGACGCCUACUACGGCUGCGCCACCGCCACCCACGGCGGCGGCGGCGGCGGCCACAGGAACAACAAGCGGCGCGCGCCGGCGUGGUGCGACCGCAUCCUGUGGCGCGGCGCGGGGCUCAGGCAGACCCGCUACGGCCGCUGCGAGUCCCGGCUGUCGGACCACCGCCCCGUCCGCGCCGUCUUCACGGUGGAGGUGGACGCGCCCAGGAACCUCAACUCGCUCAGGAGCUUCUUCGUGUCCGAGAGGUUCGACAAGGCUGGCAGCAGGAGCCCCGCCGCCGACCAGCUGCUCCGCAAGGACGACGUCGUCAACAGCGCAAGAUUCGGCGACACUCUUUGA